Rhipicephalus microplus (southern cattle tick) is the source of this 1609-nucleotide messenger RNA. RefSeq lists its product as uncharacterized. Lineage: Eukaryota; Metazoa; Arthropoda; Arachnida; Ixodida; Ixodidae. The record is from RefSeq and is a predicted model, not a curated record. Gene Ontology annotation, molecular function: serine-type endopeptidase inhibitor activity.
GCACUCUUUCCUGCUACAUUCCUCCUUCCAGUCGUUCGAAAGCCUCCGCAAGGCAGAAAAAAACCGGUCCGUUUCGAUUAGCGUCCGCAAGCGCACACGCACUUCAACAAUCGUGUAACAUUACCGGCUGUGCGCCCAGCAGUUCACGCCUGGGCGUCGGCCACUGGACAUAGCAAGUACACAUCCCGAGGCACAUGGUACCUUGGCUCGAGUGGAACGUCUCCGGUGUACCGCCAGCAAGGACCACCAAGACAGCGACAGCGUGAAAGAAAAACUGGUCCCAGAAUGCAGUUCACGGUGGUGGUGGUGGCCAUCCUGAUGGGGGCCAUCCACGCUGUCGCCCCGGCAUCAGACGCCCUCAAGGUGAUGGUCGCGAACAACGCUUUUGCUUUCGAACUUCUUCCGCUGAUGUCGACGUCCCAGCUGGACAACGUCUUCUACUCACCCUACAGCGUGACCACGGCCCUCGCCAUGGUUCACGCCGGCGCGGACGCUUUGACGCUGCGUGAGCUCCACGAAGCCCUGAAGUACAACUUAGUUGGGCUCGCGGAGGACAAAGUAGUGAGUGCUCAUGCAGACUUUAAUCGGCACCUGUUGGGGCCGUCCAACUCGACGCUCGAGGUCGCCAAUGCCGCAGUCCUGGACCAGCGGCUGAACGCCCUGUCGUCUUACCUGAACGCGUUGAAGAACGGCUUCGAGGCGGAGCUUCUCAAGGCCGACUUUUCCGGUGAUGAACGGGCGACCCUGAACACCAUCAAUUCGUGGGUAAGCCAGAAGACGCAGCAGAAGAUUAGCAAGUUGUUCGAUGAACCGCUGCCUAGCUUCACCAAACUGGUACUUCUGAACGCCAUCUACUUCAAGGGGACGUGGCUCAGCAAGUUCGACCAGUCGAAAACUUCCAAGGCCCCUUUCUACACGGCUGAUGGCCGUUCUACAAGCGUCGACACCAUGCAGGGCGUUGUCAAGGCGGGAUACGCUUACGUCAGAAACUUGGCAGCUACUAUGUUGGAACUGCCUUACAGUGGUCUCGACUACAGCAUGAUUUUGCUCGUUCCUCAAAACGGAUCCAGCGUUGAAGUGCUAAAGAGACAGCUGAAUGGAACGGCAAUAGCGGCCGCUAGGCAGAGGCUCCGCGAAUCCAGGAUUAAACUUCACCUUCCGAGGUUCAAGCUGGAGCAGAAAUACGAUCUCAAAGAGGUGCUGCCCAAGCUGGGAAUCAAGAGGAUCUUCAACGCGGGCGAAGCAGACCUGUCCCGAAUCAACGGAGAAAAAUCGCUGUUCGUGGACCGGGUGGUGCACAAGGCUGUGGUGGAGGUGAACGAGGAAGGCAGCGAGGCGGCAGCCGUCACUGGUGUCACCAUCAACACGCGAACCACUACCGGUCCCAGCGAGAUACACGUGGACCGGCCGUUCCUCUUCUACAUUACCAACAAACGCAUAGGAAACAUACUCUUCGUCGGACAAGUGAACAAAAUCGAUUGAGUGCCUGCCCACACUGGCACUGAAUGCGACGGGCGUAUACGAACUACUGGCUUUGGUUUACGGUUAUACAAACAAUCUUUAGUCGACCGGGUGCCUUUAUAAAAAAAUCUCGUUCAUUGUACGUUUA